Messenger RNA from Xyrauchen texanus (razorback sucker), 3933 nucleotides. RefSeq names its product Rho GTPase activating protein 28 (gene arhgap28). Gene Ontology annotation, biological process: negative regulation of stress fiber assembly; regulation of small GTPase mediated signal transduction; signal transduction. NCBI's taxonomy places the organism in Eukaryota, Metazoa, Chordata, Actinopteri, Cypriniformes, Catostomidae. The coding region runs from base 176 to 1999 and encodes 607 amino acids. The record is from RefSeq and is a predicted model, not a curated record. Gene Ontology annotation, molecular function: GTPase activator activity. Gene Ontology annotation, cellular component: cytoplasm. The transcript is spliced from 15 exons.
GGAGACGUGAGAGGAGGUCGCAUGAGGAAAUCCUCCAAGUGUCUGUCCGCUGUACUCUCUCUCGGACGCGCUCUUGAGCGUCUUUGUCUUCUCAGGAGCGUCCUGAUGUCUUUACGUCUGUUCUGGAGUUUUCCAGUCCAUUGAGAGAAAAGCGCAGUAUCAGCAUAUAGGCAGCAUGAGUUUGCCCGGGGCCAUGACCUCCUCGACCCCGGAGCACUCCGUGUCACGUGACUCCCGUGAGUGUAUGGAGGACUACUGGAGUGAGAUGAAGACCAUCGAGGAGGACUUCCAGGGAGGUCACGAGGAGAUGAUGGAGAGAGGGAGUGUGGAUGAGGCAGAGCUUGAGGAGGCGUGGCUACAGGAGGCGGGUCUCUCCACACUGAUGUUGGGGACUCAGAGCGACGGUCCCACGGAGGCGCUUCUCUCAACGCUCACACGCUCACAGGCCGCCAUGGUGAAGAAACGGCUGGAUAACUACACGCAGACGCUGCGCAAGAGAAACAGACAGCCAAUGAGACACGUGCGAGAUGUAUUCUCCACGCCUGACACAUCGUCGGCUGAACUGACGCCUUCUGUUUCUCCAAACAAACAGAUCGAACCCACACCGCCUCAGAGGAAUCCUCCUAAAGUUCCUCCGUCGUGUGCGCUCUUCACUCCAGCUGAAAGUAACGGAUCAGGGGGCGGUUCAGAGACAAUCGUGUUAUCGUUGGAGGUGGCGUAUUCGGAGAGCGUGCGAGCGCACCGGAAAGGCCGCGAAUGCCAAGACUGCAGGAGGAUCCGUAGAGACGACAGGGAUUUACCUAGUUUUCAGAUGGUGAAGUCCAGACAGGGGGUGACGCGAUUGAACGAUCUGUCCUCAGACGACAUUAAGAAGAUCGGAUACAUCUCGCUGAUCGAGCUCACCACCUUCUACGACAUCCUGGGUGUGGAGAUGAAGAGGAACCGUGUGGUGCGCACUAAAGUACGAGAGAGCGGGAUAUUUGGAGUUCCUCUCACCGUACUCCUGGAGAACGACCAGAAGAAGCUUCCCGGAUCCAGAGUUCCACUAGUUUUCAAGAAGUUGUUGGCUAAACUGGAGCAGACCGGUUUACAGACUGAAGGAAUUCUCCGUGUUCCGGGAUCUGCGUCUCGAGUGAAGCACUUGCGUCAGGAGCUGGAUCUGAAGUUUUACGAGGAUCGGUUCGACUGGGAUCAGGUGCGUCAGAACGAUGCGGCCGGUCUGUUGAAGAUGUUCAUACGGGAGUUACCGUAUCCGUUACUGACACAACAACACAUGCCCGCGUUCAGCGCCGCUCAGAAUAUCUCUUCACCCAAACAUCAGAUUCAGGCUCUUCAUCUUCUCAUCAUGCUGCUUCCUGAAGCCAACAGAGACACGCUGAAGGCUCUUCUGGAGUUCCUCAGAAAGGUGGUGGCGUUCGAGGAGAAGAACCGCAUGAGUCUGUGGAACGUCUCCAUGAUCGUCGCUCCAAACCUCUUCACCUUCCGUGGGAAAAAUGCCAAAAUGGAGGAGAUGCAGUGUGCGGUCGGCGUGGCACACCUGGUGCGUCUGCUCAUCACCCAUCAGGACCUGCUGUGGACGGUUCCAUGUUUCCUCAUCUCUCACGUCAGAAAGAUGAACGAAGCAGCUGCAGGGAAGAAAACCCUGACAUCAGAGAAAACCAAACGCAGGUUACUGAGACGCUGGAACACGGAGAAAGACAGAGAUCGCAGUGAGGUCACAGAUCUUCGUGACGGCGUCAUCAGAGUGCAAGCCCCGCUUCAUGCGAAGGUUUCCAUGGCGAUUCAGCUGAACAGCGAGAUGAAGGCGAGAGACGUGACAGCGCGAUUUGAAAUUGAGAACGGUCGAGGUUCACGCAGCGCCAGUCGACGACAGAAACAGUCUCUGUUUGAGGUUGGAGGAAACAUCGGAGAGCGUUGCCUGGAUCCAGACACACAUUUACUGGAUGUUUACCGUGUUAAUCCUCAUUGUGAAUGGGUCCUAAAAUCACGACCAACCUGAAGACGGCCACAGCGGAGCUCUGAAUGUUUACUGGAGAACCUAAAGGUCAAAGGUCAUGAACCCAGAGACCAUGAUGUUGUUACUGGGGCUAAGGAGACCCUUUACAAGCCCAAAUUAAACCACUUAAGAAGGACUGCUGGAGGUCAGAGGUCAAACAUCAGACCAGAGGUGAUGCUGCUGCCCUCCUCGCGUCACUGUAGAUGGAGCUUUACAGCUUCUCCCUCCAAAAACGUCUUGUUUCCUGUACGCAGAACUCUUGAAUGAAGUCCUGAAGGUUUGUGGUGCGCGACACCGACAGUUCGGUGCGGGUCAUUGAGUUUGUUUGGUGCCAAAAACUGUGUGUGACCUUCACGAACAGGAAUCCUCCGAUGAGGACGAGUGUGUGUGUGUGAGUGCAUGUUUCAUCACUUUAUAAAAAAAAGAGCAUGUACAUAAACUAUUUAUACCACUAAUUUAUCCAACUGUAUCAUAACCAUUUUGUAUUGUUUCUAUACGCUGCAUGUUUGCAUUGAAGCCAUGUGAACUUAUAAACUCAAACACUACACGAGUCAGUCUAACCACAUCUGUCCAGGUCAUAUUUCACCCCAAAAUCUAAAUUACGUUUUGCGUAAAGACCAUAAUCAUUUUUAUGUGUUGUGACAUUAUUUUCAUGACAAUGAAGAACAUUUCUUACACAUUUUCAUUAAUGUAAUGCUAUAAAUAAUGAUAUAUUAUUUUAAUUGUGAAGAAUUUGUGUGUCGUGGCCGUAUUUGGUCAGUUGUACUAGAUUUAAUUUAUUUUGAUUUUUAAAUACAAAUAAUCAUUGACAUACAGUCAUUUAUUGUUAUACUGUAAAAACAAAUACGGUCCAGAAAUGAGAAUCUAAUGAGAAUUAAAAUUAAAAACCAGAAGUAAAAUUACAAAAAAAUAAAUAAAAUAAAAUUACAUUGAUUACAAAUUUGGGAAAUGUGUUUAAUAGUCAUGAUAAUAAUUCAAAAAAUCUUAAUGGCCCCAAAACUUUUCUUUGUGAAAUAUACUUAUAUGUAAUUUUAUAAUUUUAUAUUUUAAAUUUUUAUUUUGGGGUGAAAUAUAAUUUAAUAUUUUUUAUUUUGAUUUUGGGGUGAAAUAUAACCUGGACAAGUUUUUGUGAGAUUCACUCACACUCAAUAUUACCUCUGAAAUAUUAAUGCCAAUGUCAUGAAAUAACUGCAUUUAUGCACAUUUGAAGGAUGAUCGUGUAUACGGACAUUAAACUGUAUUAUUGUGUGUUUAAAGCACCUGUGUAUUAUGAACUCUCAAUACUUUAAGAACACAGUGUUUAAAAGAAGGAAAUGGAAGAUAAUUCUGUAGCCAAAUGACCUUUGAACUUUGAUUAUAAUCACUAACUUUAACUGCAGAAGGACGUUCAUGGACUGUGUGUAUUUUUAACUUUAGAACACAUCAAUGUCUGCCAAAAAUAAUCCACAUCAGUGUCCUCUGUGACGAUCUCAAUUCAAUGAAAAGGUCUGUUGAUGAAAUAAUUGCGUUUAAUUUGUACUUAAAAGCUUUUUGUUUUAUGUUAAACAUGUCUGAUGUUCUCGAAUGUUCCAAUUGAUUGUGAUUUAUUUUUUUAUUUGAUUUUUACAGUAUUGAAGUUGCCAAUUUAAUUCGCUGUUAAUCACAUUUUCCUCAUUUUACUGUAAAAUCUUUAUUUCAUGCAUCAUGAAGUUCAUAAUAAGUCACACCUUCUUGGCGUUUUCUUUGUAGCCUAGUUUCAUGAAAACCAAAUGAUCUCCUGGGCAACCCCAUUUACAACAUGUGUCACAUAGACUAUGAUAUGGCUACGUGUUUUCCAUAAUACUCCCUAUGUAUCACUACACUGAGUAGUCGUAACAUUUGGCAUCAUUAAUGUUGUAAUAUUUGGGUGAGUCAACUGGUUGUCAUUAUGAAAAGCUCAUCUAAUUAAAGUCAUGAAA